AUGCGACUUUGCUGGAAUCUGCUGUCAGCUGCGCUGCUGCUGGGCUCGCUUGCGUCUGGCCUGAAACCGCCCAGAUCCUUUUAUCGACGCAGCUACUACAGUUCGGUGGGACCGCCGGGACCCGUGCAUCUGGUAUCUGGCUCCAAUGGCCCUCCUGGCUAUCGCGCUGAUCUGCAGACCAACGAGAGCAAGCGUCGCGAUGUGGCCAAGAAGUAUCCGAAGAAGACGCAGUACAGGCCCUACACUUCGGAAGAGGAUGACUAUUCCAGCGAGCGCUAUUCGGGCGAGUAUUCGGGUGAAGCGCUGCAGGAUAGUCGCGAGUAUACCAUAGGCACACAAAUACGAGUUCAACAUCCCAUUACGGUGCCCAAAAAGAUCAGCCCAACCUCACCGUAUUCCAAGCAGCACAAAUAUGUGUCUGUCCCGCCCUACAAGAGCAGCGGGCGACAAGUUUAUGCGGCCGAUGUCAAUUCUGGCGAGGAGCACGCAGUGGAGCCGCCGUCGAAGCGGACAAAGUGGACGCCGGCGCAUUAUGAAUCGGAACCAGAUCCGUUCCAUUUGGUGCCACCGCCCAAGGCUACAUCUGCCUCCAGUCAUUCCUAUAGGGUUUUCGAAUCGGAUCACGAUGACUAUGAUGUACCCACGCGACCAAAGAACCACGAUCGCUAUAAGAGCCCUGCGUCCAAAAAACAGAUUGAUGCUUUUCUAGAAGAUCAGCAGAAGCUGCUUGACGAGGCCAUCAAGCUGCAGCUGCUCAACAAUCCUAAGCUGCAAAAGUUCUUAAAAUCCCAUUCACAUGAGCCACGACCCGAGUUGGAACUCGAGGACUUUGAAACCUUUCCACCAAACUUCUCUGGUCCCGGUCCGCUGCACAACAACAACUUCAGUGGUGAGCUUCCGCCGCUGUCCCCUCCCAAGGGCAGCCGACCACACAGGCGCCCGCCCGUCGUCGAGCUGAAGCCCUCCCCGAAAUUGAAGCACAUUAUCAAGCCGAAAAGAAAGUACAGAUCAGCGCUGGUUAUCAGUGUGUAA
Molecule: messenger RNA, 1032 nt
Organism: Drosophila novamexicana
Lineage: Eukaryota; Metazoa; Arthropoda; Insecta; Diptera; Drosophilidae
Product: extensin
Exons: 3
Coding region: 1-1032 (343 amino acids)
Source: RefSeq, a predicted model, not a curated record